Molecule: messenger RNA, 3060 nt
Organism: Micropterus dolomieu (smallmouth bass)
Lineage: Eukaryota; Metazoa; Chordata; Actinopteri; Centrarchiformes; Centrarchidae
Gene: xrcc4
Product: X-ray repair complementing defective repair in Chinese hamster cells 4
Exons: 8
Coding region: 146-1096 (316 amino acids)
Biological process (GO): immunoglobulin V(D)J recombination; positive regulation of ligase activity; response to X-ray
Cellular component (GO): DNA ligase IV complex; DNA-dependent protein kinase-DNA ligase 4 complex; nucleus
Molecular function (GO): DNA binding
Source: RefSeq, a predicted model, not a curated record
CGCGCCUGUUCAGGGGUGACGCUUGAUGAUGACGUAGCAGCCGACUUCCACGGUGCAGCUCUUCUGACUUCUUAAAACCAAAGAAAACAUUUAAUCAACAAAACACACCGUCGGACGAACAGGGUGAAGCUGUAGGUCUGCAGAGAUGCACAACGCAGUGCGUGAAAUCAGCAUCUCAUCGGAGCCUGACUCCUCCUACUUCCUGCAGGUGGACUGGAGGGGGCGGGGCUUAGAUUCAGGCUUCCAGUUGCUGCUGACUGAUGGACAGGAUGCCUGGAGAGGAGACGUGAGCGAGGCAGCAGUGUGCAGCGAGGCGGAGGAGCUGGAGAUGGAGACAGAGAGGUACAUCCAGGACCUCCAGCAGGCGCUGACCGAGACAGAAAACUCCAACACGUACAGCUUCACCCUGACGCCGUCUCCACCCGACCACAGCGCCGCUAUCACACUGGCGUACGAGAAGGUUCAGAAGGACAUCUCUUUCAGGUUGGGUUCUGUUUUGCUGAACGCUGUCCCAGAACCGGCUAAGGCCGUGAGAGAGUUACUGAUUCUCAGUCUGCAGAGGGGAAAUAAACUGGAGCGCCUCAACCAGAAACUAGAGGAGGAGAACCAGAGACUGAGACGAGAACAGCAACGCAUCACUGCAGAGCUGAAGCGCUAUGCUGAUGGCAAAGAAGCCCUGGAGGCAGAGCUGUACUCUCGGUUUGUCCUGGUCCUGAAUGAGAAGAAGGCCAAGAUCCGCAGUCUACAGGAAACUCUCACACACCUACAGGAAACAAGGAGUUCUGAAAAGGUGGGUUCUGUAAAAUCAGACCGAACAGCAGGUCAGGAGGAGGAUGACUAUGGAAGUAGUACUGAUGAAGAGCCAGAGGAAGUGCAGUCAACUCCAGCCUCCGCUUUAUCGUCCCUGCAAUCUUCUACUGCGAAUCCUCUGGACGACAACCUUAAGGACAUCACAGACGUGGCCCCCUGUCGCAAGCGACGCUUUCGUCACCUCGGAGCCCCCGACCAUGCGGUUAAAAAACCGAACACACAGAGCUCCCAGAGAAAGAGGCCGUCCACAGAGAGGAGGAGGAGGAGGAGGAGGAGCAGAAAAUGAAGGGUGUGAAAGAGCCUGAAGAGAAUUAAAUGCAGGCCACAUGUCCAGAAGACACGGAGGACUAAUUAAAGGGAUAGGUUUACACUUUGGGAAAUAAGAGAGUGUGAUAAGAAGAUUGAUCAUUGGUUUGUUAAAUACAGAGCUGGUGUCAGGUUGGUUAGCUUAGCUUAGCACAGAGAUGGCAGCAGAGGGAACGGCUAACCCAGCUCUGUCCAAAGUUCAAAAAUACAAAAACACCCUUUAAAGCGCUUUAAUUAACUAUUAUUAAUUUAAUUUAAUUAACGCUUUAAUUAUGUUGUAUCUGAUUAGAUACUGAUUAGCGCAGCUUCCUGAAGUCUUGUCAUCACAGUGAGGUUAGCCAGAUUUGGCACCAUCAUACCUGUACAGAGACCAAACCCUGUGCUCACUGACCAGAUAUUGAUGAUUCAGCCAGAGGAGGUUCCAUCCAAGUUCUAGAAGUGCUCCAACUGUGAGUCACCUAACUUUGAACGGGACAUUUUCACCCCAUUUGUUCCCAUUUAGCUCUAUAGACAGAGACACUGCUGUAAAGGCCUGGGCGGAUGGAUACACGGUUAUUUGUCAGUUCAAGUAAUAAAACCACAUGGUUUUUACAUUUGUUUGUGUUCAUAAUAAACAAACAAGACCCAUGUUUAUUUGUGAGCUUUAGAGAUGUUGGCAGGGGAACUUUAGACAGAGCCAUGCUAGCUGUUUCCCCCUGCUUCCAGUCUUUAUGCUAAGCUAAGCUAAGCAUGUCCUUACCCCAGCUCCAUACUUGACACAGACAUGAGAUUAAUAUCCAUCUUCUCAUUUCAACGUUGGAAAGGAUGCUAAUAUGUGUACUUUCCAAAAUGUCGAACUAUUUCUGUAACAAGAGUCUUUAUGUAUCUCUAGGUUGAACGCUUCCUUAAAGUCAAGUUUUGAGUUUUGGUUGUCAGGAUCUUCAAGUUCUCAUUUUGACUCAUUGUAGUUCCUGUUAAUGUGACCUUCAGAUCCAAGAGUUUGUGUACUCUGAGGACUUUUUUCCCAUGAACAGAACCACACUCUCUGUCUCCUUUGCACACGGACUGGUUCUGUAAACUAUCAAACACCGCUCCUAGCCAUCACAGAUAAUCGCUACAAGACAUGGGACUGGUACAGCCUUACUUGUGUAGGCUUACUUUAGCUUUAUAGUGGAAUCAGCACAGAGGUUCUGUUGUACUGUCCCCCUCUAACUGAGCUGUAAAAUCAUCACAUUUGUAUAACAUAUGAAAGGAGUUUAUGAUCAGGUUUGCUUAUGGGUCUGUGUUGCUCUCAGAGGAAAUAAUCCAUUACAGCAGUGGUUCCCAACCUGGGGAUUGGGAGCCCCCAAAGGGUCACAAGAUACAUUUCAAGGGUUACAAGAUAAAUGACAAGAUGUGGAAAUAUGUUUUUUUAUUGUGAAUUGGGGAAUAGUGUUACCUCUUCAGGUUUCUAUACAAAUGAAACACAAUAAACAAGUAGACAUGGCUUUGCUUUGAAGAGUCACAAGGCAAAAAUGUUGAAUGAACCAUUGUACUAAAGGGGUCAGUUCACCCAAAUAAAAAACGACCAACUAACAAAGGAAAUAUUUUCUUACUUAAACCUAGUUGUGUCCAUGUAGGUGGUGUUUUUGAAUUGAGAUUUUGAGAUUUUGAACCACUUUCUUCCGAAGGAAUCGUCUCCACGAAAUCUCUUUAAGACCAGUUGGCACAGUGAAGCUUGUCUUCAUGAAAUCUUGGAGACAUAGCUCUAACUGAGCUCUAUGGGCUAGCUAACAUAUAAAACUGUAAUUUAGCAAGCUUGUGAGCUCUGUUGCUAAGAAGACAGUAACUUUAGUUUAUUCAAAAGAUGUUUUUGCUCCAUCAACUCCUGUUUCAUAAUUGAUACAAACCAGGUCUCUGUUUCAAAGCAGUUUAAACUCCAACAGAGGAGCUUAAAAACGUUUACAUUUAUUGAUUUAGCUGACG